UAAAAAAAAAAAAAAAAAAAAAAAAAGAAAAAGAAAUGCAAUCUCUGAAAUGCAGAAAAUCUCAAUUGAAACCAAAACCCUAAUCUCUAGUCUUUCUCAAUCUGUCCCAAAGGCCGAGGCUGGGCCGAUGAAUGAUGAUUUCCUCUACACAUAUCAAGUAGAAAGAUUUAAAUCGAUGGGAAAGAACAAGCAAGGUCAGGAAAAUGAAAAUAGAGCUACUAAGGCUGUAUGGAAUAAGGAGAUGGUGCAUAUAUUUUGUGAUAUUUGUAUUCGAGCCUUCCAAAUGGGCAUGCGACCUGGAACUCACUUUACAAAGCAAGGAUGGAAGUAUAUAAUUAAACACUUCCAGAAGGAGAGUGGACAAAAUUUUAGCAAAAAACAAUUGAAAAACAAGUGGGAUGGAAGUAAAAAGGAAUGGAAACUUUGGAAAGCUUUGAUAAGCGAAGAAACUGAAAUUGGUUGGGAUCCAAAGAAACAAACUCUUGAAGCCUCUGAUUCUUGGUGGGAUGAAAAGAUUAAGGCUAUGCCAGCAGCUAAAAAGUUCCAAAAUGCGGGUAUUGAACCUGAACUUUGUGCAAAAUAUGAUGUCAUGUUCAUGGAUACAGGGGCUACUGGAAAUUGUGCUUCAACUCAUUCAAUAGUUGUUCUGCAAAAUGAUAAGGAUGGCAAUGAUGAAUCACCUAGUAAUAAUGUUAUGCCAUCGGAAUCAGAUAAGGAUGGCAAUGAAGAGUCACCCAGUAGUAAUGACAUGCAGUUGGAAGGGAGUGGCUAUUCAAGAAGUGAACCUAAUUUUGUUGAUAGUUUGGAGCAAAUUAUGGAUGGUGCAAAUAUGUCAUCAGCAAUGUUGGAUGGUGCUAAUGUUUCAUCCGCUCUACCUACUCAAUGCAUACAAGCCACUUUAGACCAAGAUGCCAUGUUGCUCGAGGGGCAAAGGAAAGAGAGAAAACAGAGAAGGAAUGAUGAGUUUGAUAUACAAGUUGAUAUGACUAAGAAACUCAAACUCGGGAGGAGGCAAUUGGAAGGAUUAGCAAAGUUAUCUCAGCAAAUUAACAGAUUGAUGGCCACCGUCGAAAGUAGUAGUGUAACUUCCAAGAGAACUGAUCUACCAGGAUGUAGCAUACCUGAGGUUUUAGCUGACCUACAUUCUAUGCCAGAGAUUGUGAAAGGCAGUGAACUUCAUUUAUUUGCUACAGACUUGUUUCUAUCCAGGGCAAAGAGAGAGGUUUAUGCUUCCUUAGGGGAGUCGGAUGUCAAAUUAACUUGGCUAAAGUAUCAACAUGCAAAGUCCUCUUGAUAUAUAGCUUGACUGUAGGUUGUCCUGUGCAGAAAUCUUUAUUGUUUCCUUAACUCCUGGCGUGAAAUUUAGAGCUACAUCAUUUUUUAACAUUUUUGGUGUCUUUUGCGUAUAAUUGUUUUUCAGAUAGAAUGAAUUAAUAAUAUAUUUUCUUUGUUUUAUGUCAUUUA
Jatropha curcas is the source of this 1464-nucleotide messenger RNA. RefSeq lists its product as uncharacterized. The record is from RefSeq and is a predicted model, not a curated record. Lineage: Eukaryota; Viridiplantae; Streptophyta; Magnoliopsida; Malpighiales; Euphorbiaceae.